AUGGUACUCUGUGAGUUGCUCAGGAUGUCAGGAUGCCUCAAGGAGCCCAAAGUAUGGCCGGAGGACGGCCGGCUCUUUCCAGGCCUGGCGAACAUCCUGUUGCAGAGCAAGCCGCCUGUCCCUGCAGCUCAGAAAGAGGAGGACGAGACCAGGAUUCUGCACUUCUGCAAGAACUGCCGAAGCCACGAGGUGGCCACCCGACGGCUGGUGCGCGACACGCGGACGCAGGAAAGAACGGCCAUGUACUGGAGCCUGAAGUCUGACCCAG
Symbiodinium natans is the source of this 268-nucleotide messenger RNA. NCBI's taxonomy places the organism in Eukaryota, Dinophyceae, Suessiales, Symbiodiniaceae. The record is from the annotation of a GenBank genome assembly.